Molecule: messenger RNA, 2104 nt
Organism: Hemibagrus wyckioides
Lineage: Eukaryota; Metazoa; Chordata; Actinopteri; Siluriformes; Bagridae
Product: cytochrome P450 4A6-like
Exons: 12
Coding region: 151-1701 (516 amino acids)
Molecular function (GO): heme binding; oxidoreductase activity, acting on paired donors, with incorporation or reduction of molecular oxygen; iron ion binding
Source: RefSeq, a predicted model, not a curated record
AAAUUUGUUCCAUAGAGGUCGAUUUCAGCUGUCUCUCUUUCUCCUCUCCCCUCCCUUCCCCUCCCUCUGUGCGUGUGCGCGCGCGCGCUCCGAGUUGGCGCUCACAUCCAUUAACAAGAGCAGGGUGUUGGUAGGCGAAGAGAGUUCAAUAUGCAGCUCUUUAACUAUUUCGCGAAACUAACACCGUUUAACUUGGAAGCGUUUCGCUUCUAUCAUGUCUUCGCAGUCGUGUGCAUCAUCUACAUUUCAUCAGUACUGAUUAAAUGCUCGUUUAAGAGAAACCGCUGGAUGCGUGCCUUAGAGCAGUUUCCUGGACCUCCUGGACACUGGCUGCUUGGACAUGCUACACAGUUUAAACAGGAUGGAACAGAUUUGGAGAAGAUACCCAAAUGGGGAGAACAAUAUCCCUUUGCUUUCCCAUUGCAUUUUGGCCCAGAUAUUAUAUAUCUUUUUGUCCAUCACCCAUCGUACGUCAAGCCCAUUCUGGCAACAACAGGACCCAAGGACAUUUCAUAUAGAUUUCUCAUCUCUUGGAUAGGAGAAGGUUUACUUGUAAGUGCUGGACAGAAAUGGUUUUGCCACAGACGACUUCUCACACCAGGCUUCCAUUAUGAUAUCUUGAAGCCUUACAUGAACCUACUGGCAGAUUCAGCCAACAUUAUGCUAGACAAGUGGGAAGUGUAUGCAAAAACAGGGCAGACCUUUGAACUUUUUCAGCAUGUUAGUUUGAUGACACUGGACAGCAUAAUGAAGUGUGCAUUUAGCUGCCAAAGCAACUGUCAGACUGAGAGCAGGACCAACCCAUACAUAAAGGCAGUGUAUGAAUUGUGCAAUCUGGUGAACCUACGAUUUCGUGUCUUUCCAUAUCGCAAUGACAUCAUCUUUCACCUGAGUCCACAUGGCUACAGAUACAGAAGAGCAUGCAAAAUUGCACACACUCAUACAGAUGAAGUCAUAAGACAGAGAAGAGAAAUUUUAAAUAAUAAUAAGAAGAACCAGGAUGAUGCUCAGGAGAAGAGAUAUUUAGACUUUCUUGACAUCCUUCUCUGUGCUCGUGAUGAGCAGCAGCAAGGCUUGUCAGAUGAAGCCAUCCGAGCAGAGGUGGACACUUUUAUGUUUGAGGGACACGACACUACUGCCAGUGGCAUCUCCUGGAUCUUCUACAGCAUGGCCUGCAAUCCUGAGCAUCAGCAGAAGUGCAGAGAGGAGAUUCAGCAAGUGCUAAUGGGAAAGGAUACUAUCGAGUGGGAGGACCUCAGUAAAAUACCAUACACCACAAUGUGCAUUAAGGAAUCUCUGCGCAUGUAUCCUCCUGUUCCGGGAAUGGGACGAAGGUUAUCCCAGCCAAUUACUUUUUUUGAUGGAAGAACAGUUCCUGCAGGCCAGCUUAUUGGAAUAAGUAUUUAUGGGAUUCAUCACAACCCUACAGUUUGGGAGAAUCCAAAGGUCUUUGAUCCACUAAGAUUUCUGCCAGAAAACACUGCUAAGAGAUCACCCCAUGCCUUUGUGCCUUUCUCAGCUGGACCAAGAAACUGCAUUGGCCAGAACUUUGCAAUGAAUGAGAUGAAAGUGGCCGUGGCUCUGACGCUGAGGAAGUAUGUUCUCAUCAAAGAUCCAGACCAUACUCCAAAGAUGAUCCCACGACUAGUGCUCAGAUCUCUCAAUGGUAUACACCUCAAGAUCAAAUUAGUUGAAAAUUGAGAAGAUAUACAAGUCUUAAUUGAUAUUUGUGAAUUUAACUUUAUAACUGAAUCUUUAUAUUCUUAAUACUAUGUUUAUAGACAACCAAAAUCUGUAAGUAUUCUGGAAAUCUGGCAAUAUUCAAGACCUACUAAUCGCUCCUUUUUAGUAAACUAACUAUGGAAAAUGUAUACAAAAUGAUUGUUCUACGAAUUUUAACACUAUUUUGGAAGCACUAGUCAUGUAUUUGGUGUGGUUUGGUUUACUGCUGCAGUACGUUUUUUUUUUUUUCCUUAAUUUGUGCUUUAUAUUUUGUGUCUUCUGUAUUAACUUGCAUUCAGUUUUUCCUGGACACACCUUACAUCCACUUAAUGUGUUACUCUGGACAAACAUCACUCUUGUAAAAUAAAAAGAUACUGAUUAA